Messenger RNA from Lotus japonicus, 845 nucleotides. RefSeq names its product ferredoxin-like. Gene Ontology annotation, biological process: electron transport chain. Gene Ontology annotation, molecular function: 2 iron, 2 sulfur cluster binding; electron transfer activity. The coding region runs from base 153 to 584 and encodes 143 amino acids. The record is from RefSeq and is a predicted model, not a curated record. The transcript has a single exon. Gene Ontology annotation, cellular component: chloroplast. NCBI's taxonomy places the organism in Eukaryota, Viridiplantae, Streptophyta, Magnoliopsida, Fabales, Fabaceae.
AUCUGUGGAGAUAAGAGGGAUAGAUAAAGUGAGGCACAAAAGACAGCCACGUAGCAGAUAGGGUCACGUUAUUUCCACAAGCUCCCAUUAUUAAUCAUCAACAACACACACCAGAGCCAGUUUCUUCUUGUAACAAGUCAAGUAUUGUAGUAAUGGCAACCGCACCAGCAUUCUCCGGCGCCACCGUCAGCACCUCCUUCCUCCGUCGGCAGCCGGUGGCGGCAUUCCCGAAUGUCGGGCAGGUUAUGUUUGGCGUGAAAGGUGGCUCACGCGGUGGUCGUGUAACCAUGGCUGCUUACAAGGUGAAGCUCAUCACCCCAGAGGGACCGCAAGAGUUUGAGUGUCCAGAUGAUGUUUACAUUCUGGACCAGGCGGAGGAAGUAGGCAUUGAUAUUCCUUACUCAUGCAGGGCUGGUUCUUGCUCUUCCUGUGCCGGCAAGGUUGUAGAAGGUGCAGUGGACCAGUCUGAUGGUUCGUUCCUUGAUGAUGACCAAGUUGAAGGAGGCUUUGUUCUCACUUGCGUUGCUUACCCCAAGUCUGAUGUUGUUAUUGAGACUCACAAGGAGGAAGAGCUCACUGGUUAAUUCAAUAUUGCUUUUAAGUUUCUUCUUCCUGUUCCUGUUCCUGUUCCUCUCUCUUUCCCAUGUCUGUUGCAUUUAAUUUUGUGAGUGACUUAUGGAUUUAUUAUUCCUACCCUUGUAGUGACAACAAAGUGAACUUGGUGCAGCUCUAAUUAUGUUUUGCUUAAUUACUGUUACUGCUCAUAGUUCUCUUUUCUGCCUUCAAUAAGGAUUCUGAGUUUCCCUAUAAUUUACAUCAAUGCAAUAUAUUUUGUGCUUUCUGCA